GCCGUCACUGUCACGGGCCUAAACAGAAACUCAGAAAAUCGCCUCUGCGCAAAUCACCAAACCAAGUAUGCCUUCUGCUCCUCGUAAGCAAUCCAAGACCUACAAGGUGCCUAGCCGUCCCUUCGAGUCAGCUCGUCUUGAUGCUGAACUCAAGCUUGCUGGUGAAUAUGGUUUGAGAAACAAGCACGAAAUCUGGCGUGUCGCCCUUACUCUCUCUAAGAUCCGUCGUGCUGCUCGUGAGCUUUUGACUCUUGACGAGAAGGACCCUAAGCGUCUCUUUGAGGGUAAUGCCAUCAUUCGUCGUCUUGUUCGUUUGGGUAUCUUGGACGAGACCCGUAUGAAGCUUGAUUAUGUCUUGGCUCUUCGUCUUGAAGACUUUUUGGAGCGUCGUUUGCAAACUCAAGUUUUCAAGCUUGGUUUGGCUAAGUCUAUCCACCACGCUCGUGUCUUGAUCUACCAACGUCACAUCCGUGUUGGUAAGCAAAUUGUCAAUGUCCCCUCUUUCGUUGUCCGUUUGGACUCUCAAAAGCACAUUGACUUUGCCCUUACCUCUCCUUACGGUGGUGGCCGCCCUGGUCGCUGCAAGAGAAAGCACCUCCGCGCUCAACAAGAGGGUGGUGAAGGCGCUGAAGAAGCUGAAGAAGAGUAAACAUCUCAAGAAAUAAAAUGAUCAAGUGAACUAAUAUAGGUAACAAGUUGAUUCCUUGCGUGCUUAAUUUGCUUAUGUAGAAGUAAGAGUAAUUGUUAA
Molecule: messenger RNA, 748 nt
Organism: Schizosaccharomyces octosporus yFS286
Lineage: Eukaryota; Fungi; Ascomycota; Schizosaccharomycetes; Schizosaccharomycetales; Schizosaccharomycetaceae
Product: 40S ribosomal protein S9
Exons: 1
Coding region: 68-649 (193 amino acids)
Biological process (GO): translation; positive regulation of translational fidelity
Cellular component (GO): cytosolic small ribosomal subunit
Molecular function (GO): rRNA binding; structural constituent of ribosome
Source: RefSeq, a predicted model, not a curated record